Messenger RNA from Australozyma saopauloensis, 480 nucleotides. RefSeq names its product mitochondrial 54S ribosomal protein bL21m. NCBI's taxonomy places the organism in Eukaryota, Fungi, Ascomycota, Pichiomycetes, Serinales, Metschnikowiaceae. Gene Ontology annotation, molecular function: structural constituent of ribosome. Gene Ontology annotation, cellular component: mitochondrial large ribosomal subunit; ribosome. The record is from RefSeq and is a predicted model, not a curated record. The coding region runs from base 1 to 480 and encodes 159 amino acids. The transcript has a single exon.
AUGUUGAAGUCCAUAUUCAAGACCAACGUGCGAGCCCUAUCACAGGCCAGCGUCAUGCGCAGCGCCUACUCGCUCCCCAAACCUGUUGCGCCCGUUUCCACCGAGGUUCCAGACUUGAAGCUCCUCAAGUUCGACUCAAAUGGACAAAAGGACUUAUAUGCCAUUGCCAAAAUCAACAACAUUCCCUUUUUGGUCACCAAGGGCGACAAGAUCGUCUUGCCCUACAAGAUCAAGAACCACGAUGUGGGCGAGAAAUUGAACUUGAACAACGUAGUGACCAUUGGUUCGAGAAACUUCACCUACAACAAACAGGACGGGAUCCCAGCCUCUGCGUUCCAGUUGACAGCCACUUUGACCGAAAUCACCAAGGAGCCCAAGUACUACGUAUACAAGAAGAAGCCUAGAUGUAGGAGACUCAAAACCGUGGAGGUGGAGCCAUUCCAGACCCACUUGACUAUUGAUGAGUUCAAGCUCCUCUAA